GGACAAAAUGGGUGGAAAAAAACAGAAUGGGACGGACUUGGAUAAAGGGUGUUUCCGCCUUUAUAUAAAAAGAGCUUGUGCCCAGGAUCUUUACUCAAAUCUUUCUCAUCCACCCUUUUAAGCUGCACACGAUGUCACAUCAUUUUGACACCAUGUCAGAACUCCUGCAGGCCAUGAAUCUCCUUAAGAAAGUCUUUGACAAGUACGCUGGAAAAGACGGAGACUGUAAAAGUCUGAGCAAGGGAGAGCUUGGAGAUCUGCUCAGCAAUGAGCUGUGUGGAGGAAAAGCAAUGAAAGAAAAAGAUGUGGAGCGUUUCUUUGCAGACCUGAAUAAUGACAAGGACGCUGUUAUUGAUUUCCAAGAAUAUGUCACCUUUGUUGCAGCCCUUACUGCGUUGUGCAAUGAACAUGCCUGACUUUGUUGCUUUGCAUCGUCCUUGCUUCAUGUCAUUUGAACCAAAUAAAUUUGACUUGCAGUAAUGCAUGUAAGAGUA
Molecule: messenger RNA, 494 nt
Organism: Labrus mixtus (cuckoo wrasse)
Lineage: Eukaryota; Metazoa; Chordata; Actinopteri; Labriformes; Labridae
Product: ictacalcin-like
Exons: 3
Coding region: 132-416 (94 amino acids)
Molecular function (GO): transition metal ion binding; calcium ion binding
Source: RefSeq, a predicted model, not a curated record